AUGCCACGGCCUGACGUCUCACCUCUCACGGUCCUGAACGCUACGGCGUGGACAUCAUGGCUCGCCAAAAACGCACAAAAAUCCAGUGGAGUCUGGUUGACGCUUGCGAAGAAAGGGGUGACGUCGCCGACGUCGCUUACGUACUCUGAAGCACUGGACGAAGCGCUAUGUUACGGAUGGAUCGAUGGACAAAGGAAAAGUUGUGAUGAGAAGACUUUUGCUCAACGGUUUACACCGCGGACUGGGAAGAGCGGUUGGUCUAAAAGGAAUGUGGGGAUUGUUGAAAGGUUGGAAAAGGAAGGGAGGAUGAAGGCUGGUGGGGUUGCAGCUGUUGUUGCAGCUAAAGCCGAUGGGAGGUGGGAGAGGGCGUAUGCUGGAUCAGCGACUGCGGUUGCUGAUCCGGCGUUUUUGGAGGCGUUGGAAGGGAAUGGAGUUGCCAAAAGGGCUUAUGAAGGGUUGAGUAGUCAGAAUCGGUUUGCGAUUUAUUUGAGGUUGUUGCAGUUGAAGACUGAGGCGGGGAGGACGAGGAAGAUACAGGAGUUUGUGGUGAUGUUGGAGAAUGGGGAGACGAUAUAUCCGCAGAAUUCGAAAGUCAUGGAGGAGGAUAAGGAUGGACAGAAGGAGGAGCAAGGUAAGGGUAAGGGUAAGGCGAAGAGAAUUGCUACUAGUGAGAGCGGGGAUGAAACCACGCCGUCGGUUCAAAAGCGGGCGAAGAAGGGAAAGGCGGAAGCUAGCAAGGUUGAGGUUGGGACUAAAGUUGUCGAAGAGAAGGUUGAACCACGUCGACGACAGGGGUUACGACAACGGAAGGAGAAACCUUGA
Messenger RNA from Orbilia oligospora ATCC 24927, 822 nucleotides. RefSeq lists its product as uncharacterized. The record is from RefSeq and is a predicted model, not a curated record. The transcript has a single exon. NCBI's taxonomy places the organism in Eukaryota, Fungi, Ascomycota, Orbiliomycetes, Orbiliales, Orbiliaceae. The coding region runs from base 1 to 822 and encodes 273 amino acids.